UCCUCAUACGCAAACGUAAGCGGCUGAGGCUGAGGCUGAGCGGGAAGCAGAAAGAGAGAGAGAGAGAGAGAGAGAGAGAGAGAGAGAGAGAGAGGCUGAGCCGCUGAAGCUGAGGCUGAGGCCGAGGGGGUGGAGGAAGCAGAGAGAGAGAGGAAUGGACGCAAGAGUAAUUUCUCCGGCCGUUUCGUCAAGUACAGUGCUAGUGCGACCUUCGUUUUUUCGACGACAAGAGAUGUUGAUGAUGAGGUCCAUCAUCACUCUCCCUUCCUCCUCGAAGUGGAAGCCACAUUUCGAUGGCGGAACUAGGGCCAAAAUCAGCAGGAAAGGUGCAAGGACCGCCCUUCUCGUCAUCAGCAGCUCCUCUGCCUCUUCAACCGAAGCUCAAAUCGGUGGCGAUAUCUUGGAGAUCGCUGAUAUCAGAGACGGAUGCCGCAAGUGGCUGUGGAAGGGCCAGUACUCCAUCAAUUACUUCGUCUCCGGUCCCUCCUCCGCUCCGCCGCCCUACGCCAAGCCUCCCCCAGUACUCCUCCUCGUCCACGGGUUCGGUGCCUCCAUUCCUCACUGGCGCAGGAAUAUCCCCACACUGUCCGAGAAGUUCACUGUUUAUGCGAUUGACCUUCUUGGCUUUGGUGCUUCUGACAAGCCUGCUGGCUUUACCUAUACCAUGGAGGACUGGGCUCAGUUGAUAUUGGAUUUCUUGGAUGAAAUAGUUCAACAACCAGCUGUGUUGGUGGGCAACUCUGUCGGCAGUCUUGCCUGUGUAAUUGCUGCCUCAGCCCCAGAAUAUCGUCGGAGCACGGACAUGGUUUGUGGGCUUGUGCUGUUAAACUGUGCUGGUGGCAUGAACAGCAAGGCCAUUGUUGAUGAUUGGAGGAUAAAGCUGUUACUCCCACUUCUCUGGUUCUUCGACUUUUUAUUGAAGCAACGGGGAAUAGCUUCAGUCAUAUUCGAGCGUGUGAAGCAGAGGGAUAACCUCAAGGAUAUAUUGCUAUCUGUGUAUGGGAAUAAGGCAUCUGUAGAUGAUGAGUUAGUUGAGAUAAUUAGGGAACCAGCAAAUGAUGAGGGCGCACUGGAUGCAUUUAUCUCCAUAGUGACUGGCCCCCCUGGCCCAAACCCAGUGCAACUUAUGCCAACUGUCUCAAUGCCUGUUCUCGUUCUAUGGGGCGAUCAAGACCCAUUUACACCUCUGGAUGGGCCUGUCGGUAAGUACUUCUCUGCCUUGCCCUCCAAUGCUCCAAAUGUGAGCCUCUCCAUAUUACCAGGGGUAGGCCACUGCCCUCAUGAUGACAGACCCGAUUUGGUCCACGAGAAGUUGCUUCCCUGGCUAGAUUGUAUCUUUAGCUUUUGAUGAGUUUGCUGUAACAACAAUUGCUGCUUCUUAAAGUCCAGCAAUCCAUUGCUCUGCCUUCUCAGUAUUAGCCUGUACACUUGCAGCAAAGUGCUGCAUAAAGUUUUAGCAGUUCCUCAGCUGUAUAUUCUCUCUUCGAACAAUGAAGAAAUAGUUUGUGGUAGCAAAGAAAGGGAAGAAACGUAAUGUAUGCCAAUCAGUAUAUAUCCAUA
Messenger RNA from Punica granatum (pomegranate), 1560 nucleotides. Lineage: Eukaryota; Viridiplantae; Streptophyta; Magnoliopsida; Myrtales; Lythraceae. The record is from RefSeq and is a predicted model, not a curated record.